Molecule: messenger RNA, 1113 nt
Organism: Fusarium graminearum PH-1
Lineage: Eukaryota; Fungi; Ascomycota; Sordariomycetes; Hypocreales; Nectriaceae
Exons: 4
Coding region: 1-1113 (370 amino acids)
Biological process (GO): regulation of DNA-templated transcription
Molecular function (GO): DNA-binding transcription factor activity, RNA polymerase II-specific; zinc ion binding
Source: RefSeq, a predicted model, not a curated record
AUGGCCCGCUCACGCGGCGGAUGCCUGAAUUGUAAAGCCCGGAAGCGAAAAUGCGACCAAGGCCGUCCAGAGUGCCAGGCUUGCUCCCAAAGAGGCAUGAGAUGCCAGGGCUACUCUACGCCGUUGAGAUGGGUCAACGGUGUUGCUUCUAGAGGCCGUUUUGCCGGCGCCUCCAUCCCCGACGCGUCAUUCGUUCCGCCUUCCACGCUACCUUAUCCUCAGCAGCAGCAGCAGCAGCAGCAGCAGCUACCCCAGUAUGCUCCCAGUACUGCUGAUAGCAAUCCAGACAUGUCGAUGGACUCGGAGAAUUCCCUCUCGACCGUAUCGAAUCACAACCCCUCCAGCACGGAGUCGUCGUCGGCGUUUUCGCCCAGAAGCGCGACUGGCGUGCCAGAUCCAUCAGAUCGGAUAUUCAAGAGAUGUCAUUACUCCUUCUCCUCAUUUUAUAAUACCGACCUCGUUAUGCGCAAUGGGCUCAAUUUCUUGUACACGACGGAAGCGAGUUCCUGGAUCAAGCCCUUCUUUGAGGAGAUGGCCCUCCAAAGUCCGGCCCUCGUCAUGAUCGCUGGCGCCAUACAGGGCUACAUGGAUGAUGGCAUGUCGGUAAAGUCGAUGGAGUAUGUCGACUUGGCUCUGCAAACGUUUCGUCAGGAGCUUACCACCCGUUACGAAAAGUUCCACGUCGCGACCUUGCUUCAGGCAAAGGAAUGGACCAUGUACCUCGAGCUCAUGGUCAACGUCUACGACUUGCGAAACAAGUUGAAAACCCCAGGUCAAAUCCCCAUUGACAAUCUGUAUCAUCAACACAUCCUUGAAGUCCUGGGUGUCAUGGACAUGCCCUCCAUGGUCAUCGGCAGAGCCGGUCCACCCAUUGGUGUCUGGAAGCUCCUCCGCCGUCUCCAAGAGGAUACACAAGACGGUCGGGCCGAUGGCAUCGAAGUCGUGUCAGGUGUCCCACGAUCAUUACUAGACAUAUUUGCAGGAAUCGUCGAUCACGAUCCAGAGUACACCGAAAGUCGCUUCUGGUCAUGGCCCGGUGACAUUGGUGAAUCUCUACAAAUCCACUACUGGGAUUCCUGGAAGUUAGCAGGUAUCCUCGAAAUGCUCUCCUGA